Messenger RNA from Plasmodium knowlesi strain H, 1233 nucleotides. Its product is annotated as KIR protein. The coding region runs from base 1 to 1233 and encodes 410 amino acids. The transcript is spliced from 3 exons. The record is from RefSeq and is a predicted model, not a curated record. NCBI's taxonomy places the organism in Eukaryota, Apicomplexa, Aconoidasida, Haemosporida, Plasmodiidae.
AUGACAGAAACAAAGGAGGGAGAGGGCGAUCCUUUAGAUAAAUUACCUUCAAGGCAAAUAUAUAAAAACUUAAAAGAGGGCAGGGGGAAGCAUAUGGGUACAGGUUGCGAUAGUGAAAGCAGCGUUCAGGACGUAUUGGAAAAAUUAGAGGCCUAUGUCGUGGAUUGUGAUACUCUUGGCAAUAUUAAGCAAGCACUAUGUUAUGUUAGACAAAUGAACAAUGAUAAUGGCAAGAAGAAAGAGAAGGGAAAUUAUUGUUAUGCCCUCUACUAUUGGGUAGCGGAAGAAAUAUGGAAAGUACAUAAGAGCGACACAACUGGCGGAAGCACGAAGUUUUCCAAAGCUAUAGGUGGAUAUCAAACUAAAAUAGAGGAGAAGGAAAAUAAAUAUGGAUGUAAGCCCCCAGUACCCAGUACUGACCCUGAAGUUCGUGAGGCAAUGAAAAAAUUAUUCGAUUUUACAGUGGACAAGGAUUUUAUAUGUAAAGCGAGAAUGGGUUCUGGAGCAUCUGUUCCUGGAACGUAUGAUGCACACGUAGAGGAAGUGAAGAAGGCUUAUAGUACUGUGCGUGAUAUAUGUACACAGAAGGCAGAAGAAAAUAACUGGUGUGAGGACUUUAGAGAGUGGUACACGGAUUAUAAUAGUAAGGUAACAUUAGAAUUAAAUUGUGAAGUGGAUAGUGCGGCUGCUGUGCAGCUUGAUGCUGAAAAGGAUAUGAGGGAGCAUGGAAAGGUUGAAUACCACGGGCCCGGCCCAUCAGAAUCGGAACUCGCUUCCGCAUCCAGUUCAACGAGUUCCUCACAUCAACCUUUCUCUUUUAAUAAAUUCUUUUCUGAUGAUAAAAAUAUCGUUACUUUAUCUUCUGUUAUGGCAGCAGGAGCUAUAUUUCCAUUAAUUGGUUCUCUUCUAUAUAAAUAUACUGAUAUAUUUGAUAGAAUAAAAAACUCCCUCUUUGGUGGCAGUAAUAGGAAUAGAAGACGGGGAAGAUCUACCAUUGGACGUCAACACUUUGACGACACUUUCACAGACAAUGAUUCUUCUACACUAGGAGAUGACGGUUCCACCACCCUAGGUGGUGGUGGUGGCGAUGUCUCGUCCACCCUAGAUGGUAGCUCCACCGAUGUUUCGACCAUCUAUAAUGAUGGACGAAGUCGACCAUCAACCGGAAGAGGACGAACACGGACAGGAACAAAUAAUAGAAGACCAGGGAAUAUACGUUACUAUGCCACAUAA